AUGGAUUCGAUCGGAAUUUUACCUGACGAAGUUCUUUGCCAUAUAUUUUCUUUCCUUACGACAAAGGAGGCUGCUAUAACAUCGAUUCUCUCAAAGAAGUGGCUCAAUUUGUGGGCACUUGUCCCAAACAUCGACAUUGAUGACUCUGUCUUUCUUCAUCCGCAAGAAGGUAAGCGAGAAAGAGGCGGAAUUCUUCAGAGCUUCAUGGAUUUUGUGGAUAGGCUUUUGGAUUUGCAAGGUGAUUCUCCCAUUAAGAAAUUCUCUCUCAAGUGUAAAACUGGUAUUGAUCCAGAUCGUGUGAAUCUUUGGAUAUGUAACGUGCUUGAGCGUGGUGUUUCGGAACUCGAGCUCUCCCUUGAUUUUCCUAGAGAAGAUGACGAUCUCGAUCCCGAUUAUAUGUAUUUUCUGCCUAGUGAAAUGUUCGUAAGUAGGACACUAGUUAAGCUGAAAUUAAGAAGUGAAUUUGGUGUUGAUUGGUGGCGUGGAGCUAGUGGCACUUGCUUACCAAUGCUUAAAACUCUCAACAUUGACUCGGAAUGGGUUUUGUUGUGCGAUGAUGUCGAUAUGUUUCUUGUUGCUUUCCCUGUGCUUGAGGAAUUCUCCAUGGCUGGUAUUGAGUGGCCGGAUUCGGAUGAAACUGUGUCGAGUGGAAGCCUUAGGAAGCUAAUUAUCUACGCCAGUGGUUUUCAAGACUUUCGAAAUCCAAUGAGCAUAUCUUUCGAUACUCCGAAUCUGAUUUACCUUGAGUACGCUGAUUUUGUUGCAGCAGAUUAUCUGAAAGUUAUCUUGACAAGUUUAGUUGAGGCUCUACUCGAUCUUAAGGUGACUGAAAAUCAAAUCCAGCUAAUACGAGGGCCAAAUGAUGAAGAUUAUGGUUUUCCGUAUCUUAGAAAUGUGUCGAAGCUCAUGAGUGGCAUAAGAAAUGUUCAGAGACUAUUCUUUUCUGCAGAUACUCUCGAGGUACUUUCUCUAUGCUGUGAAUCAAUGCCGGUGUUCAGCAACCUCAAAUUUUUACGUCUGAGGAGUUCUGAGAAUCGGGGAUGGCAAGCAAUGCCAGUUCUCUUAAGGAACUGUCCUCAUUUAGAAACUCUAGUCCUCGAGGGUCUCUUACACUAUGUGACUGAUAAAUGCGGGGAUGCUUGUGACUGCAUUUCUCGGGAGGACAAAGGUCGUUCACUCUUAUCUUGUCCAGUGAAGAAGUUGCGGAUCAAAGGGUUUCGAGGAACAGUUAGAGAGAAAGAGAUGAUAAGGCAUUUCUUGGAGUCUUUCCCAUCUUUGGAGGAGAUGGAGGUGUAUGCCCAUGCCGAAGAGCACGAUCCUACAACCUUUGAAGUACCGAGAAUUUAUAAAAUUGUCGCAAAUAAAGUCCACGAGGAGGUCACGACAGAGGUCGUGCUACAGUCGCAGCGAUUCUCAAAGGGCGGUUUGGUACAACCUGGCAGUUUGUCUCAGACUCAGAUGGAUGAGAUCUCCUCUCAGUUCUCUCCCCGCAAUAACAAGCAUAUCUACGAUAUGAUCUUCAUCAUGCAUGGAGAUUCUUCCCUAGCACCUCUUCCUCCAACGGAAGAGAUGUCUGAGGACUACUAUCAGCAGCAGCUAGAUGCUCUUAAUGCCACAAUUGCGGAUCUUAAGGAGAAGCAACGGGACUCUGAUGCUCUAUUUGAGAAGAGGCAACGGGACUCUGAUGCUCUAUUUGAGAAGAGGCAACGGGACUACAACGCUCUAUUUGAUACCAUUGUUGAUCACAACCCGAUGGUAGCAUCAGCGUUGAGGGUUCGACGUGCAACUGACUCAGAGGAGGCAAAGGCGUCCAAUAAUCAGGAGUUGACCGAGAAGAAGCGGGACUUCAAUGCUCUGUUCGAUAUCCUUGCCGAGCAGAAUCCGAUGCUAGAAACAGCGUGGAGGGCUUGGUGUGCGACCAGCUUAGAGCGAGCGGAGUCGUCCAGGGUUAAGGAGAUGACCGGCCUCGACCAAGAUUAG
Arabis nemorensis is the source of this 1980-nucleotide messenger RNA. Lineage: Eukaryota; Viridiplantae; Streptophyta; Magnoliopsida; Brassicales; Brassicaceae. The record is from the annotation of a GenBank genome assembly.